AUGAACGCCUUGAACGAUUCCAUAUUUGACGAUACCUCAACGGACGGUUCAAUACUGCAACAACCACAACAACAGCAACAACAUGAUCAUCAGCAACAAAACGAGCAGCGACAACAACAACAACAGCAAGAACCACCGCAAGAUAUGGGUCUCCUCUUUGAAUUGAUUGAAAGCCGGGAAUGGGAAGGCGUCAUUUCCUUUUGCAAUCAAGUCCCAGAUGCCGCGAGUAUUGGUCGAGUCUAUGCCGAAGACAUUUUGAACUUGCCAUUGCACGAAGUGCUAAAACAACCCCAUCCUUCGUGGACAGUGAUUAAUCUAUUAUUGAACAUGUACCCCGAAGGCAUUGCCAAAAAGGGAUAUCAAGGGAAUCUUCCUCUGCAUUAUGCCUGUUCCAAUGAAACCAUUUCCAUAGAGAUCCUCCAAGGAUUGCUGGAAGCUUAUCCCACGGCAACCCGACUGCGGAACGAUGAGGAUUCCUUGCCGAUUCAUUUGGCCUGUCAACACUUGAGUGAACUGGAUUCUAUACUAGCCAUACUACAAACACAUCCGGAAGGAGCUUAUCUACGAGAUGCCGAUGGCUUUACAGCCUUGGAUUAUGCCUCGGCAUCUUCCAACAUUGGCACGUCCAUGAAUACGACCUUGGAACAAAUGGCACCCAUCUUGGUGGAAACGGCCAAGGCCGCGGCCGAACGCAAGUCGGAGGAAACCAAUCAGAAAAUCAAGGGGAUUCAAGAAGCACAUGAAGAAUAUAUACGGCAAUUGGGAUUUCGAGAGGAAGAUUUGGAACAAGAAUUCAUGGAGGCUCAAAUUGACCUGCAGGACCAACUGUCGGAGGAAAAGGAACGCAACAUUUCCUUGGCCGAACGAAUCUUGAAAAAGGAGCGCACAUUGCAAGACUUGCAAACCCAAGUGGACCAAUUGACCAACAUGAUAAAAGAUGAACGAGUGGAUCGACAAUUGGAAAUGGCCAAACAACAACAAGAAUACAAGGAAAUCUUGGGGAUUAAUACUGUAAGCAACAAUGAAAAUGGUAGUGCUGCAGAACAAGCAUCCUCGCCAUCCGCAAGGUCAUUGGUAUCGUUGAGAUCAGCCUCCCCAUCCACAUCUAAGUCACCCAUUCGAACCAGCAAAAAUGUCGAUAUGAAGACUCAUUUGUCCACCUUGGUCCAGCGUUACAAUUUGCAACAAAAGGAACUUGCCGAAAUGGCCAAAGACUUGACCUACAAUACCAACAUGGUCCGCAAUUUGAACGAACUUUUGACCUCCAAGGACGAACACAUUGGAGAACUCAAACAAGAAAAUUUUGACCUAAAGCAAGAAAAGCAAGCUCAACAAACACAAAACGAUGGUUUGCAAAAUUCGCUCCAAGCGACACAAGACGAAUUGUUGGAUGCCAAACAAGAAGUCCAGCGAUUGUCCAAAAUGUACGAACAACAAUCGGAACAACUGACCGAAGCCAAUCGAAUUGUGAGGGUACAAGAAAGUCGAUUGGCGUCCAUCAAGUCUCUGGCACAAUCAUUGUCGUUCAAUAUUGAAAGUUGGGAUCUGGACGAUCAACAAAAGGAAGGAGAGGCGGAAACUUGGGGGCACCAACCGCAAAUACAACAACGACCACAAUCGCAACCCCAGCCACGACGGUCGCAAUUGCCAGAACAGCAGCCGCAGGAUCAGCUACAAGAAGAACAAGACCAGUUGCAGCCAAGUCCGACGGACGAAGACCAACACAUUUCCAGUAGAUUUGAAGUACUCGAGGGAAUGGAAACCAUUCGACAGAAUGAUCAAUACGAUCAUCAUGGCGGAAACCACAAUGCAUUGAUGAAACAAGGGAGAAUGUCACCAAUGCCCAACAACAAGCAGCAGCAACAGCAGGCCCUGAUGAUGGCAGAUGACAAGGAAGAUUAUUCGUUAAAGACCAAUGAAACUGGCUUGUCUACCCGGAAUGAAGAGAGUACUUUGCCGUCGAGUCCCGGCGAAGAGUCAUCGUCGUUGUCGAGCCCGGCGAGACCACCAAUGGGGGCCACGAGGCAAACCAGUGAUGACUAA
This is a messenger RNA of Cylindrotheca closterium, 2043 nucleotides long. The record is from the annotation of a GenBank genome assembly. Lineage: Eukaryota; Bacillariophyta; Bacillariophyceae; Bacillariales; Bacillariaceae.